Molecule: messenger RNA, 2987 nt
Organism: Nelumbo nucifera (sacred lotus)
Lineage: Eukaryota; Viridiplantae; Streptophyta; Magnoliopsida; Proteales; Nelumbonaceae
Product: Pentatricopeptide repeat (PPR) superfamily protein
Cellular component (GO): mitochondrion
Molecular function (GO): protein binding
Source: RefSeq, a predicted model, not a curated record
AAUAUCAAAAAAGGGCAAGGGCACUGUUCAUAGUCUUCCUCUGCCUUCCUUUGUAUUCAUGCCAGCCAUUUCAAUGGGUCAACGGGUCUCGAUUGUCCAUUCCGCGUGCCGGAGGCUCAAAAAGUUAUCUCUCAGGGUUUGCAAACCCAGCACCUAGGACCCUCCAGAAGUUAUCUCUUUGUGUUUGCAGAGAGAUGAUUUCAGAUACCCAAAUAAAACACUCCCCGUAGCCGUAAGAAAACAGUGGGGAGAGAGAGGCAGAGAGAGAAUUUCAGAUCCGUGGAUCUUUUUCCGUUGUUCACGAACUAAAGCACCAAGAGAUAAAGAUGGGCGAAAUUGUCACAGAUAAAAAUCUUAUGAGAAAAAAGAAGUGGGGAAAAGGAAAAGCUUAGAAAAAGCUCGAAACACCCGUGAGAAACCGUUCAGGAAUGGACCGGAUCUCGUCGAAUAAGGAACACCCAUUAAUCCACAAAUGUCCAAAAACAGUAGCCACAUCUCCGAAACCUUUGAAUCUCCACGUCUUAUAGCUUAAGCAUACCAAGUUUUUCGUAGAAGAACAGAGAACAAGAUAUCCAUCUUUUAUAUCUUUUUUCUUACUUCAGAUCUUCUACACGAGUCCAUCGAGAAAAUAUUUCAAAAACAAACAUCAUUCAACUCAUCGCUCAAAACCCACCAACUUGAAUUCAAGCUUUCUCUGAACCAUAAUCAGCAAACAGGAAAAGAGAAAGAUUGCGAAAAAACAGAAAAGAAGAGAUGGAAUAACCUUUAAACCGAGGACCCAUUAACAAAAAAACGAGAUGAUUAGCAUCCAGAGACAGAGACAGGUCUUUCAAGCUCAAGAAGGCAAAGAUGAAGUUUUCACACAAACAAAAUAAUGUUCCAAUGCGUUACACGACGGCCUCUCUGUCUUUCUCCUCCUCCUCCUGACUCCCGAGUCCUGAGCUCCCCCUUUCAUAGAUAUACAAUUCUCUACACCCCACCCCCUCUAGGCUCUAGCUCUAAGGCCUUCCCGUGCGUCAUUCGAUGAUGGAUGGCAUAAAUGAACCGCUUCACAUGAGUCGUUGGAUCUUCACCGAAACCUUCGACAAUCAUAACGCACAUGUUGGCCACGUUGGAAUGGUCAGGAGCUGUGUUGGGCAGAGGCGGGAGCGUUGCUGGAAUUAUUUUUAUUGAUAUUAGGGCCCGAAAGUUGCCCUUAUCUAUAUAACCCAAAAAAAUCGACAACUAAAUCCAGUCCCGGGUCCCCUAUUUACCCUACGGAGUGCAGUUCCGUAUUCUGUUUCUGUCUUUCUAUUCCUAAUGUGAGCGUCCACCUGCGACUGGAGAAGAACAGGGUCUAUUUGCGUCGUGCCGUCUGUUGAGAAAUGUUGGUCCGUUGUGUGCGCAUGGUCCUCUCUUCCGGCCGGUCGUUUUCGGUGGAAGCGGCGGCAGAGGCCUUCACCAAGGGUGGCUCUACCAGCACCAGCACAAGCAGCGGUGGACGAGACACGAUAGGGCGAAGGCUUCUCACUCUCAUAUACCCGAAACGCAGCGCCGUCGUAACUAUUCGAAAAUGGACCGAAGAAGGCAAAACCGUACGCAAAUACGAGCUCAACCGUGUGGUCCGAGAGCUUCGAAAGCUGAAGCGUUACAAACAUGCACUCGAGAUAUGUGAAUGGAUGACAGUUCAACCAGAUAUAAAGCUAUUACCAGGGGACUAUGCUCUCCAUUUGGACUUAGUUGCAAAAGUUCGUGGCUGGGUUAGUGCGGAAAAGUUUUUUGAAGAUCUUCCGGAACAUAUGAAGGGGGAACCUACCUAUUCUGCUCUUCUCCACACCUAUGUACAACACAAUUUGUCUGAAAAAGCAGAGGCUUUGAUGAAGAAAAUGUCAGAAUGUGGUUUUUCAAGGAAUGUUCUUCCUUAUAACCACAUGCUAUCCCUCUACAUUUCAAAUGGACAAUUGGGGAAGGUCCUGGAAGUUAUCCAGGAGUUGAAGAAGAACACCUCUCCAGAUGUGGUUACCUACAAUUUGUGGCUAAAUGUAUGUGCUUUGCAAAAUGAUGUUGAGGAUGCAGAAAAGGUCUUCCUAGAACUGAAAAAGGCAAAAAUAGAUGCAGAUUGGGUGACAUACAGUGUUUUGACUAACUUAUAUAUAAAAAAGGAUCAACUAGAGAAGGCAACUAGUACCUUGAAGGAGAUGGAGAAACGGGUUUCUAGAAAAAAUCGUGUAGCGUAUUCCUCCCUCGUUAGCUUGCAUACCAGUAUGGGAGAUAAAGAGGGGGUAUACCGGAUAUGGAAGAAGAUUAAAUCAACUUUCCAUAAGAUGAAUGAUGCCGAGUAUACCUGCUUGAUAGCAUCUUUGGUGAAACUUGGGGAGCUUAAGGAAGCUGAGAAUGUCUAUGCAGAGUGGGAAGUGGUGUCUGGGACUGGUGACUCUAGGAUUCCUAAUUUACUUCUUGCAGCUUAUAUUAACCAAGGUCAGAUGGACAAGGCUGAGAAAUUUUGUGAAAGGAUGGUUCAGAAGGGCAUCACACCCAGUUACACAACUUGGGAACUUUUUGCGUGGGGUUACUUAAAAAUGAAGAAAAUGGAUAAAGUCCUUGAUUACUUCAAGAAGGCUAUUGAGAGUGUGAAGGAAUGGGAUCCCACUGAUCGAAUUGUUCGAGAGGUAUUUGAUAACCUCGAGAAGGAAGGUAAUAUUGCAGGUGCAGAGCAGUUCUUGGUUAUUCUUAGGAGUGCAGGAUAUGUGACGACUCAGAUAUAUAAUUCAUUGCUACGCACAUACGCAAAAGCCGGUAAGAUGCCUCUUAUAGUUGCUGAACGCAUGAAGAAUGAUAAUGUUGAGUUGGAUGAAGAGACUCGGCAGCUUAUAAAGUUGACAAGCAAAUUUUGCGUAGGUGAUGUUUCGAGCAUUCUUUCUCAUUAAGGAAACUGCACAUUUUUGAAUCAGAAUUUUCUUUUUCGGCCAGAUUUAUCCAUGAAUAUCAAUUCUAUAUCUUUCCCUGCC